UCUUAUAUCAUAUAUUGUUUGUGUCCUAUAUUUUUAAAUAAUCGUUGUUGUAAUAUAAACACACACACACACAUUGAUAUUCUUUCAUUGUUGGCAAAAGAUUCUUGUCUUGAAUUAAAUAAGCUAAAUUUGGUUUUCUUAACUCUAUGGCUAGAAAGCUUUUCUAAGAACAUUCAACGACUAUUCGUCAUUGUGAAAACAUGAAGAAUAAAUUGCAUCAUCGUCGUCGUCAUAUAAUGGGCGAUAUUCGAAUAGCAAUUAUGAAUGAUAAUUUGGAGCAAUUUACAUCAUUAUUGGAAAUAUUUGAUGAUGAUGAUUGUGAAACGGAACAGAAACUUAAAGAUUUUCCAUUUCUGGUGAAUGGUUCAACAAUUUUACAUGAUGCAAUAAUUCAUGAACGACAAAAAAUUGCCCAAUAUUUAAUCGAGAAUCAUAUCAAUUUGAAUACUCGUGAUCAAACAUCUGAUGGUUAUGGCGAAACACCAUUAAUUCUUGCUAUUCGAAAACGUAAAUAUUCCUGGGCUAUUUUAAUGCUCGAGCAAAAUGAAACCAAUGUUAAUCUAACCGAUUUAUUUGGUCGUCAACCAUUAUCGAUUGCAAUGGAACAUCGUAUUGCAAUUCUGAUCGAUCAAAUAUUAUCGCAUCCAUUAUUUCGUCUAACUUUGUCAUAUAAUCCAUUAUCGGUUGCAUUUCGUUAUCGAAUUGAUUCUGAAUUAAUAAUUAAAAUGUUGAAUAUUGGAUAUGAUUGUCCUCAAGAUCAACGAGCCAAUUUCCUAACACUUGAAUCGACAAACAAAGAUUUGACAUUUAUUCUGGAACAAUCUUCUUCAUCGUUAUCUCAAUGUUAUAAUCAGCCCAUUCGACUUGAACAAUUAUGUCGAGAAACAAUUAGACAUUAUUAUUUCAAACGUCAUUUUUAUCCAAUCAUUCUAACAAAUGUUGAUAAACUAUUAAUGGGCAACAAAAAACUUAAACGACCAAUACCCAUUGCAAUGAAAUACUUUAUCUGUGAUUUAUCUUUGCAUUAA
This is a messenger RNA of Dermatophagoides pteronyssinus (European house dust mite), 1028 nucleotides long. Its product is annotated as rabankyrin-5-like. Gene Ontology annotation, molecular function: protein binding. NCBI's taxonomy places the organism in Eukaryota, Metazoa, Arthropoda, Arachnida, Sarcoptiformes, Pyroglyphidae. The record is from RefSeq and is a predicted model, not a curated record.